Molecule: messenger RNA, 1932 nt
Organism: Tachyglossus aculeatus (Australian echidna)
Lineage: Eukaryota; Metazoa; Chordata; Mammalia; Monotremata; Tachyglossidae
Gene: PTGER1
Product: prostaglandin E receptor 1
Exons: 3
Coding region: 128-1258 (376 amino acids)
Biological process (GO): inflammatory response; positive regulation of cytosolic calcium ion concentration; adenylate cyclase-activating G protein-coupled receptor signaling pathway
Cellular component (GO): plasma membrane
Molecular function (GO): thromboxane receptor activity; prostaglandin E receptor activity
Source: RefSeq, a predicted model, not a curated record
GGCCGGAGCCGAGAGGAAAGCCCAACCGGCCCACGGCAACGAUGAAACUCUAGGAGGCCCCAGCCCGGGGCCCGGGGCGAGGGAAUGGACCCCGGGGGACCGGGGCAGCCGACACCCGCAGCUUGACAUGUCCCCCUGUCCGGUGCUCAACGCCACAUUGGGGGAGCACGCUCCCUGCCCGGGGGCCAAUGCCUCGGAGUCCCCUGGCCCGGGCCACCCCGUCUCGGUUCAGACAAGGCGCCCGACCACCUCGCCUGCUAUGCCCAUCUUCUCCAUGACACUGGGCACCGUCUCCAACGUGCUGGCCCUGGCCAUCCUGAUCAAGGCCUACGCCCGCCUGCGCCGCCGGUCCAAGGCUACCUUCCUCCUCUUCGCCAGCAGCCUGGUGGCCACGGACUUUGCGGGCCACGUCAUCCCGGGAGCCCUGGUCCUGCGGCUCUACGCCACGGGCCUGGACCCCGCCGGCCCCGCCUGCCAGUUCUUCGGCGCCUGCAUGGUCUUUUUUGGCUUGUGCCCGUUGCUGCUGGGCUGCGGCAUGGCCAUAGAGCGCUGUGUGGGGGUCACCCGGCCCCUACUUCACGCCGCCCUGGUUUCGGCCGCACGGGCCCGUCUGGUGCUGCUGGCGCUGGGAGGCACCGCCUUGGGCAUCGCCCUCCUGCCCCUGCUGCAUGUUGGGCAUUACGAGCCUCAGUACCCAGCCACCUGGUGCUUCAUCCGCCUCUGGGAGCCGGCGGGCUGGGGUGAACGGGUCCUGCCUGUGCUUUUCUCAGGCCUGGGCCUGUCCUCUCUGCUGGCCGCACUGGCCUGCAACACGGUCAGCGGGCUGGCCUUGGUGCGGGCGCGACUGCGGCGGAACCGGGGAAGCAGCCGCUGGGGCCGGGGUGGGGUGGGCGGGGGCGGGGGCUCCUCCCCGCCUCAGCGGCGGGCCCGGGCCCACGAUGUGGAGAUGGUGGGGCAACUGGUGGGCAUCAUGGUGGUGUCCUGCAUCUGCUGGAGCCCCCUCUUGGUGCUGGUGGUGCUGGCAGUGGCGGGCUGGAGUCGGGUCUCUUUGGAACGCCCCCUCUUUCUGGCCGUGCGCCUGGCCUCCUGGAACCAGAUUCUCGACCCCUGGGUCUACAUCCUGCUGCGCCAGGCAGUGAUGCGCAAGCUGCUGCACUUGCUGUCGCCCAGGGCCAGAGCCAAGGGAGGUCCCCUCCCCUGCGGGGCCUGGGACAGUUCCCUGCGCGACUCCCGGAACAGUGGGCUCAGCCGCUUCUAAGGAUUCGCCCAGAGGGGCGAGGAGGGCAACGAACCCUGAGGGGGAGCUGCCAAACCCCAGGGGGCUCAGUGCCCCGGCUUGGAGCCAAGGGAGAAGCAACCCCUCUUCCCUGCCCCAUCUCCAGGCGGGGCAGGGAAGAGAGGAAGACGGGGCUGGGAACAUCUGCUGAGCAGAGGGCCCGUGGCGAAAUAAAGAGAUUUUGCGACUUAACUGGGCAGGGGAGAGCGUGGCUGGCAGUCACUGUGGGGGGUGGGUGUCCAGCCCUCCUCAAAGAUGGAGGCUGCACCGCUUCUCUCCAAGAUGGCUGCACUGUUGUCCUUCUCUCCGUUGGCAGGACUGCUCCGUGCGAGCCGGGAUCUGGGAGCCAAAGCCGCCUGCCUGAGAGGGGGCCGCGGAGAAAUGAUCUCCCGUAAAAUAUUCCACCUCAUGCCGCUAUGUUCCGUUGUGCCGGUGCGGUGCGGUUAGGUGCCACGCGGGACUUGGGGAGUGAGUGACUCGGGGUGCCGUUGGGCCUGGGGGAAAGAGGGCCAUGUUGGUUUACUGCCCGUUGCUUGAAAACUGUCGGAACGGAGGGCGGCUGGGGCAACGUGGAACUGAAGGGGCUCGGUACGGGGGCAGGUGGGUUUGGAGAAGCAGCGUGGCUCAGUGGAAAGAGCACAGGCUUUGGAGUCAGA